Molecule: messenger RNA, 1710 nt
Organism: Colletotrichum navitas
Lineage: Eukaryota; Fungi; Ascomycota; Sordariomycetes; Glomerellales; Glomerellaceae
Product: aminotransferase class-V
Exons: 4
Coding region: 209-1423 (404 amino acids)
Source: RefSeq, a predicted model, not a curated record
UUCUCGCGCCCCUCCAUCCCCGCUGCAGGAGCAGUGUUGCCCCUCGCAGAACGUCAUGCAUCCCGUGAAUGAAUGCCGUCUGAAUUUGCGGGUUUCCAGUAGAAACUAGGACGCGGGCAGCUUGUUUCUCUCGUUCUUCCCUCAACACUCGAAAACCCCUGCCUAAAGCCUCGUAUCGUACGUCUUACCGAGCCGCAAGACCUACACCAUGUCUGCUCAACUAGACAUCGCGGCCACUAGGGCCAAGUUCCCGGCUCUAGCUCAGGAUCAAGUCUUCUUCGACAACGCAGGCGGAAGCCAGACACUGGGCACCGUUAUUGACUCCAUCCGGGACUAUCUGUCUCAGACCAACGUUCAGCUGGGCGCCUCAUACAGGGUCGGCCAGCAGGCAACGGCCGCGUACAGCGAGGGCUACCAGGCCGGCGCAAAAUACAUCAAUGCAUCCCCUGAUGAAGUCGUCUUCGGGGCUUCUACGACCCAGCUUUUCCGUAACCUUUCUCAUGCCCUCGCUUUUGAUAAAGGUGACGAAAUCAUCGUUUCCGCAGUCGACCAUGAGGCCAAUAUUGCUUCCUGGCUCGACCUCGCCUCGCGCCAAGACCUCAACGUGAAAUGGUGGAAGCCCGCCGGCGCGCCUAACCCGAAACUCACUGUCGAGAACCUCGAGCCCCUGCUCUCGGAAAAGACCCGUCUCGUGGCCUUCACACACGCCAGCAACAUCCUCGGUACGAUCCACGACGUUGCUGCCAUCACCGCCACCGUCCACAAGGAGACGCCAAAGGGCCUCGUGUGCGUUGACGGUGUGGCCUACGCCCCGCACCGGCCCCUGGACGUACAGGCACUCGGCGUCGACUUUUACGCAUUCAGCUUUUAUAAAGUCUAUGGCCCGCACACGGCGAUGCUGUACGCCAGCCGCGCCGCGCAGGACUGGCAUAUGCGCUCGCUGGGCCACUUCUUCAACCCGUCCGGCUCGCUCGAGGGUAAGCUUGGGCUCGCCGGGGGCAGCUACGAGCUCGUCUCGGCCGUGCCGCGGGUGCUGGAGUACCUCGGCACGCCCGAUUCUGAGGGGUGGAAGUACAAGGUUGAGCAGGAGAGGCUGCUGCAGUUGACGCUGCUCCAGUACCUCAAUGGUCGCGACGAUGUGACGGUGUACGGCGAGACGGAUGCCGGAACGGAGUGCCGAGUACCAACCAUCAGCUUCAGGGUGAAGGGGUGGGGCGCCAGGGAGCUUGUCGCAGCUGUGGAAAAGGACACCGACUUCGGCUUCCGAUGGGGCCACUUUUACUCCUACCGCCUCGUCAAGGAAAUCCUGGGCCUCGACCCCGCGGAUGGGAUUGUGAGAGUCAGCAUGGUGCAUUACAAUAGCCUUAAUGAAAUCAAGAGCUUCGUGGCAGCCUUGGACGAGGUACUGCGAAAAAAGGAGUAACAUCGUAAAAUACGUUAGAUUAGGAUUAGAAAGGUCAAUAACUCCAGCCUGCCAUUGGAAGGUUGCUGUCCGUCUGAUAUCUAUGUACGCUAAAUAUAAAAAACCCAGGGCUCCAUUGCUUUUCCCUUAUAACAAGAACAAACAAGAACUGCAACUACGCAAGGAAAAAAGGUCAUAAAAACAUGGCCGUAAACAGGGCGUCUGAAGGCGUCUGAAGGCGUGCCUCAGAGCUUGCCGUUCUUCUUAUCGACGGCUUCCCUCAGAAUCGAGAUGACUGCUGCGGGGUC